This is a messenger RNA of Salmo salar (Atlantic salmon), 769 nucleotides long. The record is from RefSeq and is a predicted model, not a curated record. NCBI's taxonomy places the organism in Eukaryota, Metazoa, Chordata, Actinopteri, Salmoniformes, Salmonidae.
CUCCAGACCGACACUUACACCAUUCUAAAUAUCCUGUACAAACGACACUUGACAACUGAAGAAAACACGACCACCACCAAGACCGGACAGACUUUGACCCAGACAACCCAAAAUUAUGCUAUGCCUAGCUUUGAAUUGCUGCGGACCCGUGUGGCUGACCUCCAGACUUUGGAGAAUGCUGGAGUGAGUGAGAUUGUAUGGAGGAGGCUGGUUCGAUUGAUUAAUGAGACUGAAGACCAAAAUCUGGAGACAGCAGGUUCUGUGAUGUUGGGUCUCUCCUGUGUGUUGGGAGGACUGGGCCUGCUACUGAAGAUCAGCUUGAAAGGCCUUAUACAGGCCGUGGUUGCUUUGGAGCUUGAUGUUGACCAGGACAAGAUGAAGGGAGCUGGUCAGACAGACUCCUGUAUUGAUGCUGCAACUAUUCCAGUGUUGACCUCCAAGAACAGUGGCUCUAACAAGAAGAGAGGCCGACUCUCCAAGAGGAGACACCACUGAACACCCUGCUGCAAAUAUGGGCCAUUAUUCUUUUUGCACUUGAAAGAUUUUGAUAAAGAUUUUGCUUAUUACUAUACUUGAUGUUUCCAUUUCAUUAUUUUGCUCAAUUGAUAUUUUUUUGUAGAAGUUUCAAUAGUUUUUAAAAUGACCUCAUUCAGAUGGGCACAAAAACAAGACAAGAGGUUGCUUUACAGUGGAGCAUUAUAGUUUUUCUCAGUCGCUUUGGUGCAUUUUUCACAUCAUCCCUAACAUGUGCAAAAUAAUAAGUGCAUUU